AUGGCACCAUUCCGCUUCGAGUUCCAGUGCAAGCAGGAGCGGGAAGCGCUGGCGAGCCAAUCUGUGGGACAGACGGCAUUGGAUCAUGUCAUUACUGCAGUGGAGCUUUACAUGAAAGCCGUGCAAGAAGCCACGAGCCCGGUCGAACGAAGCCGUCUCCGGCGGAAAUGCAAGGAGCUCAUGGCACAUGGAGAGCGCCUCAAGGCGGCGGCAGCUCCGGUAGAAGCGGCCAUGUCGUCGUUGUCACUUAAAGGCGCUGCAUCGAGCUCGGAGCCCAAAGACCCCAACCCAAGACUGUCUCGGGAGCUGUCAAAAAAAGAGCAAAUCAUCCUCCUCCGAUCAUCUCGCCUUCAUGGAUCUCUGUUUCCGCCUUGGGAGACAGAACCACCGAACGAUAUGUUCAGCCUCUCUAAUUCGAGCAGCGCUCUUUACGAGGACAAUGUGGAAUUCUCCAUGUCAAAACAGCAAUACAAGGUGUUUGCAGGCUGGAGACGGCCAGCUGAACUUUUCCCAGAGCACAGCCAAGCCGACGAACAGCUUGCGCAAGACGCGCAAAGCAACAUGUUUAUGCUGGCAAACCAAGAACCCGACUUGGUACAGGACAUCACAACGGACUGUUCCGUCGUGGCGAGCAUAUGUGCAAUCGUAAGGCAUACAACGGGCCACAGCGACCGGCCAUCGCUGCUGUCAAAGAUUAUGUACCCGUACGACCACUCGAAUGACUGGCCUCUUCUUUCGGAGAACGGAAAGUACGUCUUCCGCAUGUUUUUCAACGGAGCCCCCCGCCGAGUGGUUGUGGACGAUAGGCUGCCGUCAUCGACAUCGCGAACGCUUUUUGUGGUUGACCGGCAAAACCCGACGCUGCUCUGGCCAGCACUACUGGAGAAGGCGUACCUGAAAGUGCAUGGCGGUUACGAUUUUCCCGGAAGCAACUCAGGAACGGAUCUCUGGGUCCUCACGGGGUGGAUUCCAGAACAGAUCUUCAUCCAGAGCAAAGAGGAACAGCCAGAUCUUCUCUGGGAACGCAUAAAAAAGGCUUACGACAGCGGAGACGUGAUGCUGACCUUGGGAACGGGCCGUCUUUCGGCCGAGGAAGAGGGACUCGGCCUCGCCGGCGAGCACGACUAUGCGGUCCUGGACAUACAGGUGGACAUGGCGGGCAACCGCCGGAUGCUUGUGAAGAACCCGUGGUGCGACAAUCUUGUGUGGCGCGGGAUUGGCAUCUCCCCAGAUGCGGCACUGCCUGAAGCGACCUCCUCGAGCACCGUUCCGACGGCGGCACCGAUGACGGGCACGUUCUGGAUAGGAUAUGAAGACAUCUUGCAGUACUACGAGACGCUGUAUCUGAGCUGGAACCCAAGUCUCUUUUCCCAUUGCCAGCACCACCACUUCAGCUGGACGCUUCCGUCCAAGGCGGCGGCACAUUCGCUCGCACACAACCCACAGUACGCGUUUCAGCCUGCCGACGACGGGACGGUGUGGAUUCUGCUGAACCGGCACUUUCAGGAUGCCGAUCUCGAUUAUGCGCGCCAGAAGCGAUAUUCAGAGCAAGCCGACAAGACGCCAGAGGAUGCGGCAGCCGGCCAGCCGGGAUACAUUGCACUCUACGUGUUCGCAGUCGACGGACAGCGGGUGCAGUUACCGGACCGACCGCGGUGGACGCACCGGGUUCCGCUGGUGGACUCGCCGCAGACGCUGCUGCGGUUUGAGGGCCGCCGGGCCAUGCGAUACACAGCCGUGGUAGAGCCGGCCGUGGAUGCGCUGGCCUACUACCAGGAGGUAGCGGACGAAUGGUCGAUGGAGACGGCCGGCGGCAGCGCAGCAUCGCCCGACUUUGUGCGGAACCCGCAGUAUGCCCUGACGGUGCCGACGGCGACGCCGCUGUCGCUGCUGCUAUGUGCCGAGAGCGACGACGUGCCGCUGCGCGUCGACCUGGUGUGGGCCCGAGGUCGUCGCGUGGCCUCUCUGGCGGUGCGCGAUCUGGUCGUCUCGUCGGGCGAGUACCAUCGCGGCUCGGCGCUGGCGCUGGUGAUGCCGCGAGGCGUGUCUGCCGGCAGCGUCCGUUCUGGUGUCGGCAGUAGCAUUGGCAGCAGCGGCAGCGCCGGAUUUGGGCCGGGGACCGUCGAUGCCGGCACCUAUACCGUGGUCGUGUCGACGUUUGAGCGCGGCCAGCAGACACGUCUUGUCCUGCGCGUGGGCUCGGCCGUUCCCGUGACCUUGCAGCCGAUCCCAGCAGAAGACUCGGGCAAGCUCCGCACCUCUCUCGAGUCGCUGAUGCUGAUGCUGGACGGCAGUGAUGACAAUGGCGAUGGUAACGGCAACGACGACGACAACACGCUGCGCUGGAAGGCCGUGAUGACAGCGCCACGGCUCAGCACGCGUGUCAGCCUGAUCGUGCAGGCCGUCGAGAGGGCAGCAGGUCGCACGUCGGGCACGGCCGCAGCCACGACCACAACAGCAGCUGCGGCGGCCGCGGCCAGCACGACACUCGUGCGAGUGUCGGUGGAGCGGGUGGCGACCAGCAGACGGGCCCGCGGCCACGAAGUGCUGGCAUCCACCGGCAACGGACAGCUACUGGCCAUUCCGGUGGCCGGACUGCGCAUCGGCGAGAUUAGCCUCGGAAGAGCCUCCUCGGCGGCAUACGAGGAAAGGCUGGGCAUCGGCGUGCCGACUGCGACGACCAAGGCAAUGCCCGAGUUCCGCAUCGUUGUCGAGGCCCGCAGCAGCUGCAGCGGACGGCGGCUGCAGCUACGGAACGUGGGCAUCCGGGUAGACGUCCUGAGCACCGAUCGGGUGCAGAUUCAGCCCUGGACAGCUGCAUAG
This is a messenger RNA of Grosmannia clavigera kw1407, 2823 nucleotides long. RefSeq names its product calpain-like protease. The coding region runs from base 1 to 2823 and encodes 940 amino acids. Lineage: Eukaryota; Fungi; Ascomycota; Sordariomycetes; Ophiostomatales; Ophiostomataceae. The record is from RefSeq and is a predicted model, not a curated record. Gene Ontology annotation, biological process: proteolysis. Gene Ontology annotation, molecular function: calcium-dependent cysteine-type endopeptidase activity. The transcript has 4 exons.